Molecule: messenger RNA, 780 nt
Organism: Vigna unguiculata (cowpea)
Lineage: Eukaryota; Viridiplantae; Streptophyta; Magnoliopsida; Fabales; Fabaceae
Source: RefSeq, a predicted model, not a curated record
AUGGCGCUUGGCGGCAGGGUGGGUUCCGCCAGGCGGAAGUGGAGCAAUAGCAGUACUGGACACUACGAGGCGCUUGGCGGCAGUGUUGGUUCCGCCAAGCGGGAGAAGUGUUGUAGAGGCUCUGGAAGGAGGUUGGUGCCAAGUAAAGAUGUGCAACAAAAAUUUUUAACUGAUUUGCCUCUUUAUAAGAGUGAAAAUGGACUCUUUGGUGAUGAUUUUGCCAAAGAAUCAAGGAAAACCACAGCCCCAGCUCAAUGGUGGAAGAAUUAUGGGCAUGCAGCUCCUAACUUACAAAAGCUAGCAAUCAAGAUUUUAAGCUUGACAAGUAGUUCAUCGGGAUUGGUUAAUGAGGAAGUUGAUGAUGAUAACGAUAAUGAAGAGGGAGGUAAUGAUUUGGUUUUUCAUGAUGAUCCCACUCUUAUUUGGGCAAUUAUUUAUGAAGCUUCAGGUAUUGGAGAACUAGUAGUUUAUACAAGGAGACAAGCAACUAAUAAAAGAAAGCAACCAUCAAGUGAUGGUAUUGUUAUUGGAUCUUCCCAUGCUUCUAAGAAAGGUCUAGGUGCAACUCCAACUCCAACUCCAACACAACCUAAGAAGGGUAAAGAGAGGACUCAAAUUCAAGUUCAAAAUGAAUUGCAUGAUAGCUCUGAUUCUGAGUUUGAUAGAUUACUUAACUUUGACAAGAUUCUCUCAGAAGGGGAAGAGGAGGAGGGAUAUGCCCCAUUGGAUGAUGACAUUGAAGACAAUUAUGUUGGAGUUGAAGAAGGAUAUGAUGAUUAG